CACCGAUGCUCUGGCCGGCGGCGGAUGCGCGUUUUUGGUUCUCCAUCCUGCGGGGCUGUCAUAGCUGGCGCGCCUCAUCAGGGCAUUCGCAGUAUCCCAGCGGUACUCCUGUGCAAUUGCCGCGCGCGGAGACGCGCCGCCGCAGUAGAAAUCAAUAAAAAUCAGCUCUGAGGAUCAACGAGCGAUUUUUGGGACGCGACGCGGCAGCGGUACAUAUUUGAACAUAGAAUAGCCCCGCCGCCUGCACAUAACACCAUGAGCGAGCUCGACGUCCACCUCGCGGCCGCCUACCUCAAGCGCGUGUCGCUCUCGUCGAGCGCGCUCGACGAGCUGCUCGAGGAGGAGUCCACGCGCAAGCUGCGGCGCGUGUCGUCCUCCAAUAAUCUGGAGGAGGGCCAGAACGUUGGUUCUACCGGUGUCCGGUUCGACGGCUCGCCCAAGGGCAAGGAGCACGGGCGACGGCUGCGCGGCGCCGACGACAUGCGAAGAGUUGUGAGCGCGGACGACAUGCGGCGCGCGGCGCCGGGCGCCGCGCCCGACGAGACGUUACCGACGGUCUCGGACGACAGCAACACGUCCGUGCCCGCGUCGAGCCCGCCGCCGACGACGGAGGCCCUCGAUGCCCUGCUGGUGCGCCUGGAAGAGCGGCGCGCGCUGGGCCCCGUGGAAUUGGGCCGGUGCUCGGAGCUCGCGGACGCGACGGACGAGUUCGUCCGGCGAGGCUUGUUCGACGCGCUCGUGGCCGCUCUGGACAGAAACGUCUGGAGCGAGCUCGGCGCGUUGGUGGAUGUACAUAGACGCGCCCGACCCUACGACCUGCGCGACGACCUGCGGCGGGCCAUCUGCGUCAAUCGGCAAGAAGCGGUCAAGAGGCGGUUAGCCGGCGACGAGGCCGGCGCCUUGGAGGCGAUGCGUGAUUUCAAGAAGUGCCAGUGGCAGCUGAAGCACGUCAUCGAAUUUUUUGAUGCGCACAUCGCCAUGUACGGCCGCCGGUGAACAGAAAAAAAAUCAGGAAUCUC
Messenger RNA from Pelagomonas calceolata, 1019 nucleotides. The record is from the annotation of a GenBank genome assembly. NCBI's taxonomy places the organism in Eukaryota, Pelagophyceae, Pelagomonadales, Pelagomonadaceae.